UUUUUUUUUGACAUUCAAAAGCAGGAAUUUCUUGCUCUCUUCUGAAAAAUUGAUCAUUCAAGUAAAUUUAAUUGUUAUUUAAUCUGUGUCAUAUGUCGGUGUAGAAUACAAAAAAAUCUUGAACGUCGAACCUUAAAUAUUAAGUUCAAGCUUAAUGCAUUUAAAUCCCAAUAAAUCCUAAAUACAAAUUAUUGUUUGUUUUCCAAUGCGAAUGGCUGGACAAUAAAUCUUAUCAUUUAAUAAAGCUUCAUCCAAAAUAUCAAAAUCACCAUAAGUUUACUUACUAAUUAACCCAUCAUUCAUUGAAAAUACUGCUCGUAUUUUAAGAAUAGAGCAACUUUGUGCAUACUAGAACCGCAAGUGAGUUUUUCUUUUAGACUUAUUACAAAAUUGAGAAGAACCAGCAGCGCCGAAAUGAAUAAUGUUAGUGAUAUACCCGUUCCAGACCCCGGAUCGGGAGAAAAGGAAAUGGAUGCAUCUAGUUCUCUUAUUGGACAACGUACAUCAAUGCAAGAAACAAAACAGUCUGGAGCUUUGAAAAAAACAAGUCGUUAUCGCAGCCGAUCACUUUCGGCUUCCUCUACAGAUUCUUAUAGUUCAGCAUCGUAUACUGGAAGUAGUUCAGAUGAUGAUGAUAUUCCGCCGAGGGAGAAAGUCCAAAAGAACAGCAAAGGCAGCUUGGAUUUUUGUGUUCGUAAUAUUCAAGGUCAACACGCAUUUGGAAGGCGUGAAAUUGAAAUUGCCGAACAGGAAAUGCCUGGAAUAAUGGCUCUGCGAAAGCGUGCAAGUGAAGAUAAACCGCUGAAAAAUGCAAGGAUUGUGGGCUGCACGCAUAUUAACGCACAAACAGCAGUACUUAUUGAAACUCUCGUUGAACUGGGAGCAUCUAUUCGUUGGGCAGCGUGUAAUAUAUAUUCAACACAGAAUGAAGUGGCAGCUGCGCUAGCUGAAGCUGGUUAUCCAAUAUUUGCUUGGCGUGGUGAAACCGAAGAAGAUUUCUGGUGGUGCAUUGAUAAAUGUGUAAAUGCUGAAAAUUGGCAACCAAACAUGAUCCUUGAUGACGGUGGUGAUGCCACGCAUUUGAUGUUGAAAAAAUACCCGGCUAUGUUCAAAAUGGUCAAAGGUAUCGUAGAAGAAAGUGUAACUGGCGUCCAUCGCUUAUACCAACUAUCGAAAUCUAGCAAAUUAACUGUUCCAGCAAUGAAUGUAAACGAUUCAGUGACAAAAACUAAAUUUGAUAAUCUCUACAGUUGCAAAGAAUCAAUUUUGGACAGUUUGAAGCGCUCAACAGAUGUUAUGUUUGGUGGAAAACAAGUAGUAAUAUGUGGCUAUGGGGAAGUUGGUAAAGGAUGUGCUCAGGCCUUAAAAGGACAUGGUUGCAUUGUAUAUAUUACUGAGAUCGAUCCCAUUUGUGCUCUUCAAGCAAGUAUGGACGGUUUUCGUGUUGUCAAAUUAAAUGAAGUUAUACGCAAUGUUGACAUCGUUGUUACUGCUACUGGAAACAAAAAUGUUGUCAACCGUGAGCAUAUGGAUAAAAUGAAAAGUGGAUGCAUAAUUUGUAAUAUGGGUCAUUCAAACACAGAAAUCGAUGUUAACAGUCUACGAACACCAGAUUUGACAUGGGAAAAGGUCCGCUCUCAAGUCGAUCAUAUUAUAUGGCCCGAUGGAAAAUGGAUAAUUCUGUUGGCUGAAGGUCGUUUAGUAAACUUAUCAUGUUCUAGCAUACCGUCAUUUGUAGUCUCAAUAACAUCUGCAACACAAGCACUUGCAUUGAUUGAGCUUUUCAAUGCACCACCUGGUCGAUAUAAGUCUGACGUAUAUCUCUUGCCUAAAAAGAUGGAUGAAUAUGUUGCCAGCUUGCAUUUACCCACAUUUGACGCACAUUUGACAGAACUUUCUGAUGAACAAGCCAAAUAUAUGGGUUUAAAUAAGGCUGGACCGUUUAAGCCUAAUUACUAUAGGUGAGUCGAAGAUAUUAAGGAUUGUUUCCCUUUUCCCAACAAAUAUUUUUGUUGGUAAACAAUACAGAACAAAACAAAAUAUUAUUCAAACUCAAUAAGAACUCAACUCAGUAACAAAAACAUCACUCCUGAAUUCAUUAGAGAACGAACUCCUACAUAGUACGAACUCCUACAUAGUCAAGUAUUUCCAUGGUUUUAAAGUUAACCGUGUUUUAUUUUUUGUUUUAAUUGUUUUUAAGAGCGUUGAAUAAGUUAAGUUAAUAGAUUGAUGUUACUUAUACAAACUAUAAUUACAUUGUCAUGUCACUAAAAUGUUCGAGUAGUCUAUCUACGACUGUCGAAAGAAAGGGUAUGUAUAUAAAAACUUCACAGAAAAUCGGAAAUACAAAAUAAAUACAAAGCAAUUUUAUAAGUUCGAUUAAAAAUAGAAUAUGUAUUAGACAAAUACCUUUUUAUAGAAAGCUUAAUUGUGAUUUAUUCAUAUCGUCGGCUGAAUACCUAAAGCUGUUAAGUUCACUCUGCUAAAUUUGUAAGUAAUAGAAAGAUUUUAUUGAUAAACUUGAAUUUAAAAAAAAGGAUACUGCACCAACUGCGUAAAUUUGAUUAUUUUUUUAAAGCAAAUACAGUUUUUAAUAAAAUGGCAUUUAACUCAUCUAAUUUGGAGCAAAAUUUGAAUUUCAGCUUUACGUAUUAAACUGACUAAAAUUAUAUAGGCUUAACUGAAUGCCUGCAAAACCACUUAGUUAAAAUCGAAAGAACUGUCUCUGCCCCCUUUGGGAAAGUCUAUGACAUUGAAAAAUAUUUGUAUCGAAACUGUUUUUUAUUAUUGGUUUAGUGAUUUUUAAGUUUUUUUUAAAUUGACGCCUUACUAAACACUUUUGCCAGCAUUGGAUACAAACGCAUUUAACGACAACAGAAGCAUAUUUGCAAAGGUUAGUAUAACUUUACUUAUAAAAAGUGAAUCUAAAGAAAUUGUCUUUUAUCGUAAAUUUUGAAAACGUGUCUUCAUAAAUAUGAUUUAAUUUUUAUUUAAAAUCCAUUAAAUUAAAAUAAAAGAAAAUACAAAAUUGUUCUAAAAGUAUUGUGUAAAAAAAAACAAGAAUAUGCUAUCUAUAAAAAAUCAAAUCUUUGAACCACACACAUAUAAAACAUGUAUAUUUUUUAAUUAGCUUAAUAAAAUUGACAAAAAACAGUAUUAUGCAUCACUUCGCAUUUAAAAGUAACAACAGCAAAAUAAAGCAGAAUAAUUAUUGUCAUCAUUAUAUACUUACAUAGAAAAAUGUAUACAGUAAUGUGUUGUCAUCUAAACAAUCUUUGAUAAGUGUGAAACUAUAAAUAAAUGUAACCAAAUAACGUCGUAUUAACUACAACUCAAAUGAAAUAAAGAAAGCGUUCAUUCAUAUGUUUUUCUUAAAAUCGGUAUAGAUAAAUAAGAUGAAGCAAAUUUAGUUAAACGUGAAACUAUAUUUUCUAUAAUUAUUCCCAAGAUUCAAAAAUAAAUAUAAUUUUUAAGAAAAAA
This is a messenger RNA of Eupeodes corollae, 3480 nucleotides long. RefSeq names its product adenosylhomocysteinase-like 1. The coding region runs from base 415 to 1965 and encodes 516 amino acids. Gene Ontology annotation, cellular component: cytosol. NCBI's taxonomy places the organism in Eukaryota, Metazoa, Arthropoda, Insecta, Diptera, Syrphidae. The transcript has 10 exons. The record is from RefSeq and is a predicted model, not a curated record. Gene Ontology annotation, biological process: L-methionine cycle.